Molecule: messenger RNA, 4135 nt
Organism: Salvelinus fontinalis (brook trout)
Lineage: Eukaryota; Metazoa; Chordata; Actinopteri; Salmoniformes; Salmonidae
Product: T-box transcription factor TBX6-like
Exons: 2
Coding region: 2291-4039 (582 amino acids)
Source: RefSeq, a predicted model, not a curated record
CUAUCAUCCUACUGUAGACAUAUAUCUACUAUCAUCCUACUGUAGGCUGUAUGUCUACUAUCAUCCUACUGUAGGCUGUAUAUCUACUAUCAUCCUACUGUAGGCUGUCUAUCUACUAUCAUCCUACUGUAGGCUGUAUAUCUACUAUCAUCCUACUGUAGGCCGUAUAUCUACUAUCAUCCUACUGUAGGCUGUAUAUCUACUAUCAUCCUACUGUAGACCAUCUAUCUACUAUCAUCCUACUGUAGGCUGUAUGUCUACUAUCAUCCUACUGUAGGCGUAUAUCUACUAUAAUCCUACUGUAGGCUGUAUAUCUACUAUCAUCCUACUGUAGACUGUAUAUCUACUAUCAUCCUACUGUAGGCUGUCUAUCUACUAUCAUCCUACUGUAGGCCGUAUAUCUACUAUCAUCCUACUGUAGGCUGUCUAUCUACUAUCAUCCUACUGUAGGCUGUAUAUCUACUAUCAUCCUACUGUAGACCAUAUAUCUAAUAUCAUCCUACUGUAGGCCGUAUAUCUACUAUCAUCCUACUGUAGACCAUCUAUCUACUAUCAUCCUACUGUAUGCUAUCAUGCCUAAAUUUGCUAAUCUUGCCAAUUAGCAUUAUGACAACUCAGUGACACAAUGGUAGGGAUUAACUGAGCUGAGCUCGGGUCAUUGAUAAGGCUUUGUCUCAACGCAGCCUUAUAAUGGUAGGGAUUAGCUGAGCUGAGCUCGGGUCAUUGAUAAGUCAUUGUCUCAACGGAGCCUUAUAAUGCUGUGAAAGGAUCCAGGAUGAUUUGUGUGGAUCCCAUCAUCCUUAUAAUACGAGCUUUGUUUCCUGAAGGUAUCAAAAUUGUCAGUAAAUGUUAUACCCACAGAGCUGCAUAGUCUCUUGACCAGUUAUGGAGGGAUAAAAGUCUGCUGAAACGUUCAAUGCCACGAUUUAGGGAGGGCAGAGGGCCAGACAUUAUGGCGUGUUUGUUGGUGUCGAGUAGAGACCCAAUCAGUUCUUUAAUAUCCAUCUUCUGCUGUUCUGAGCUGCACUUCAUCAUGUGAUUUGACCCCACAUGAACCAUGACACUAUCAGCCCCUUGUGACUGACUCACAGCCUCAGGAAGCAACCUGGUGAUAUCCUGAACUUUGACCCCACAUGAACCAUGACAGUAUCAGCCCCCAGGUGACUGACUCACAGCCUCAGGAAGCAACCUGGUGAUAUCCUGAACUUUGACCCCACAUGAACCAUGACAGUAUCAGCCCCCAGGUGACUGACUCACAGCCUCAGGAAGCAACCUGGUGAUAUCCUGAACUUUAACCCCACAUGAACCAUGACAGUAUCAGCCCCCAGGUGACUGACUCACAGCCUCAGGAAGCAACCUGGUGAUAUCCUGAACUUUGACCCCACAUGAACCAUGACACUAUCAGCCCCCAGGUGACUGACUCACAGCCUCAGGAAGCAACCUGGUGAUAUCCUGAACUUUGACCCCAAAUCAACCAUGACACUAUCAGCCCCCCCGGUGACUGACUCACAGCCUCAGGAAGCAGCCUGGUGAUAUCCUGAACUUUGACCCCACAUGAACCAUGACAGUAUCAGCCCCCAGGUGACUGACUCACAGCCUCAGGAAGCAACCUGGUGAUAUCCUGAACUUUGACCCCACAUGAACCAUGACAGUAUCAGCCCCCAGGUGACUGACUCACAGCCUCAGGAAGCAACCUGGUGAUAUCCUGAACUUUGACCCCACAUGAACCAUGACACUAUCAGCCCCCAGGUGACUGACUCACAGCCUCAGGAAGCAACCUGGUGAUAUCCUGAACUUUGACCCCAAAUCAACCAUGACACUAUCAGCCCCCCCGGUGACUGACUCACAGCCUCAGGAAGCAACCUGGUGAUAUCCUGAACUUUGACCCCACAUGAACCAUGACAGUAUCAGCCCCCAGGUGACUGACUCACAGCCUCAGGAAGCAACCUGGUGAUAUCCUGAACUUUGACCCCACAUGAACCAUGACAGUAUCAGCCCCCAGGUGACUGACUCACAGCCUCAGGAAGCAACCUGGUGAUAUCCUGAACUUUGACCCCAAAUCAACCAUGACACUAUCAGCCCCCCCGGUGACUGACUCACAGCCUCAGGAAGCAACCUGGUGAACCUGGUAACCUGAACUUUGACCCAGGACAACACAAAGUCUUUGCCCCAGGUACAGGUACCAUCGAACUCUAUAUCACAAUAGCCAUAAUGAUCCGUCCUCUGCCGUGUCUCAAAGCAGAUUGUGAGGCCAGAAACACAGAACUCACCUGAGAAGAGGGCUGUUGAGAUGCCGGCUGUGUGCAGGACACAACAGGCAAAGAGACAGAGCUCUGAUCCAGAGAGUGGUGGUUCAGCUCCUAUCCACAAGUCAACUGGUCAACUGGUCAGAACUCCUAUCCACAAGUCAACUGGUCAACUGGUCAGAACUCCUAUCCACAAGUCAACUGGUCAGAACUCCUACCCACAAGUCAACUGGUCAGAACUCCUACCCACAAGUCAACUGGUCAGAACUCCUAUCCACAAGUCAACUGGUCAGAACUCCUAUCCACAAGUCAACUGGUCAACUGGUCAGAACUCCUACCCACAAGUCAACUGGUCAGAACUCCUACCCACAAGUCAACUGGUCAGAACUCCUACCCACAAGUCAACUGGUCAGAACUCCUACCCACAAGUCAACUGGUCAGAACUCCUACCCACAAGUCAACUGGUCAGAACUCCUACCCACAAGUCAACUGGUCAGAACUCCUACCCACAAGUCAACUGGUCAGAACUCCUAUCCACAAGUCAACUGGUCAGAACUCCUAUCCACAAGUCAACUGGUCAACUGGUCAGAACUCCUACCCACAAGUCAACUGGUCAGAACUGCUACCCACAAGUCAACUGGUCAGAACUCCUACCCACAAGUCAACUGGUCAGAACUCCUACCCACAAGUCAACUGGUCAGAACUCCUACCCACAAGUCAACUGGUCAGAACUCCUACCCACAAGUCAACUGGUCAGAACCCCUAUCCACAAGUCAACUGGUCAGAACUCCUAUCCACAAGUCAACUGGUCAGAACUCCUAUCCACAAGUCAACUGGUCAGAACUCCUACCCACAAGUCAACUGGUCAGAACUCCUACCCACAAGUCAACUGGUCAGAACUCCUAUCCACAAGUCAACUGGUCAGAACUCCUAUCCACAAGUCAACUGGUCAGAACUCCUAUCCACAAGUCAACUGGUCAACUGGUCAGAACUCCUACCCACAAGUCAACUGGUCAGAACUCCUACCCACAAGUCAACUGGUCAGAACUCCUACCCACAAGUCAACUGGUCAGAACUCCUACCCACAAGUCAACUGGUCAGAACUCCUACCCACAAGUCAACUGGUCAGAACUCCUACCCACAAGUCAACUGGUCAGAACUCCUACCCACAAGUCAACUGGUCAGAACUCCUACCCACAAGUCAACUGGUCAGAACUCCUAUCCACAAGUCAACUGGUCAGAACUCCUAUCCACAAGUCAACUGGUCAGAACUCCUAUCCACAAGUCAACUGGUCAACUGGUCAGAACUCCUACCCACAAGUCAACUGGUCAGAACUCCUACCCACAAGUCAACUGGUCAGAACUCCUACCCACAAGUCAACUGGUCAGAACUCCUACCCACAAGUCAACUGGUCAGAACUCCUAUCCACAAGUCAACUGGUCAGAACUCCUACCCACAAGUCAACUGGUCAGAACUCCUACCCACAAGUCAACUGGUCAGAACUCCUACCCACAAGUCAACUGGUCAGAACUCCUACCCACAAGUCAACUGGUCAGAACUCCUAUCCACAAGUCAACUGGUCAGAACUCCUAUCCACAAGUCAACUGGUCAACUGGUCAGAACUCCUACCCACAAGUCAACUGGUCAGAACUCCUAUCCACAGGUCAACUGGUCAACUGGUCAGAACUCCUAUCCACAGGUCAACUGGUCAGAACUCCUAUCCACAAGUCAACUGGUCAGAACUCCUACCCAUAAGUCAUCUGGUCAGAACUCCUAUCCACAAGUCAACUAGUCAGAACCCCUAUCCACAGGUCAACUGGUCAACUGGUCAGAACUCCUAUCCACAAGUCAACUGGUCAGAACUCCUAUCCACAAGUCAACUGGUCAA